Molecule: messenger RNA, 2301 nt
Organism: Pelmatolapia mariae (spotted tilapia)
Lineage: Eukaryota; Metazoa; Chordata; Actinopteri; Cichliformes; Cichlidae
Gene: cd34
Product: CD34 molecule
Exons: 5
Coding region: 158-835 (225 amino acids)
Biological process (GO): cell adhesion
Cellular component (GO): membrane
Source: RefSeq, a predicted model, not a curated record
GGCCAUAUAAAGAGAAAGAGAACACAAACCAGGCUCUAUCUUUCUCCUCUAUCAGACCUCACCGACGACCCUUUGCUUCCCCACCCUCACACUAACCUUUAGUGUGUAGAAACUUUUUGCUCUAACACAGUCCCAGCACCGACUGAGACCAAAGAGGAUGGCUACAUCCACGUGGAGAAUGAAUGGACUCUACAGAAAGAUGACUCAACCUCUGUUUCUCUGCACUCUGUUCCUUAGCAGUGUAGUGAUAUGUCAAGACCAAACCACCGUCUCUACCAAACCACCGAGUGUCAGUAACGGGACAAACGCAACCUUCACUGAUUCCCUGAUUACUUCAAUAAACGAAAGUUUGGCUAACAACAGUGUGCUUCGGUUGCUCCCAGCAAUAACACACGAAGACAACUACAGCAAUGAUGAUACAAUGGUGGGAAGUACUAAAAGUCCAUUACCAUCAUUACAUUCAUCACCAUCAUCAUCGUCGUCAUCAUCAUCGUCGUCAUCAUCAUCGUCGCCAUCGUCAUCAUCAUCAUCAAAUUCCUCUGUGUUUGUGGGACUACUUGUCAGUGGUCUGCUUGCUGCCCUUGGAAUCACUGUAGGUUAUUGCUAUUGCCAACGCAGGACUGACACCAAGGCAGUGAAGCUGACUGAUGAGACCUAUCCAGCAGAUCAGGAGAACCAGGGGAGCACUCUUGCUUCUGUAGCCCCCCUCAUCCCCACUCCUGAGACCCAGGAGAAACCCAGCGUAAAUGGAGAGUCCCCCGAGGCAGCCAAGACCCAACCUCCUCCACCUACCAACGGCCACUCUACCACCAAGACAGCAGACACUGAGCUGUGAAAUGUCCAAAAUGAAUUGAAUCCCAGGAACUACCCAUCUAUGCACACAGACGCGUCUGAAGAAAACACAUCUUUGUUUCAGAAUUCACUCCUGCCUAAUCACACAGAGGCCACAGAAAUGUGGACUUUAGGGACUACAGCAAUCCCUUACAUAAACACUCCUGUUGUUAUAUGGUCCUGUUACCUGCUCUUUUAGCUACGUGCCUCAAAAAACAUCAGGAAAACUAGUCUGAUGAUGACAAUAAUGGUAGAGAUGAAUGAUGCUGAUUAAUCAUGACGAAGACUCGGUUCUUGGGUUUUGAUGGCAGUCAGGAAGGAGAAGAAAGACAGGAGAUGGGCAGUUCUGGGUGUGAAGAGACUAUAAUGUUAGUAUUAACCACAGCUUGCUACCAUGAUGACUGCAGCCUCUGGAGUUCAGCAGAGGCUCUGCCUGUCAUCUGGUUUAAUGCUCCAGUCAAACAUCCAACUGAAAACACAGCUAAAGCACCUAAAUAACACGUGUCCUUACAUUAAUGUAAGACCAUAACAGACAGACAGGAACUAACUUACACUGCCUUGAAAUCUGUUUACAAGAAUACAUCUUGUAUUCUUAACGUGCGUAGGUGGUUGAAAGUGUGUGUGUGUGUGGGUGUACUAUGACAUUUUGCAUGAGUGUAUUAACUUGCAUCUGUACUGUGCAUUGACUGUAUAUAUCCAUACAUGCAUCUAAGCUUAUCCUCCUUAUUGUACUGUAUGUACAUAUGUGUGCUUCAUGGUAAUUUUGAUCAGUCGUGUCAGUGAUUGAUAAAUCUUAAUCGCAUGCGACAGCCAUGAAAAAUGUAGAAAUUUGUAAAAUGAUGGCUAACCAAGUUGUGGACAAUCACCAUGGUGAAGCAAAACGAGUUUUGACGUUUAAGUCACACCGUGGCAUUAAUCACAAAGCUAAAAGGCCUCUUUACUGACUGUUUGACCAACAAACUCACAAGGACUUUAGACACAGAGCCUCCUUAUGUCACCUCUGCCCAUCCAUUUGUUAGUAUUAUUCUCUGUCCAGUACUGUAUAUACUUGUUUUUAUUCCGUGUAUCCAUACUUGUAUUGCUCAUUCUAUGUGCCAAGAUUUUCAUUUUAUAACUUUUAUUGUGUUUAAGUAUAUACUUCUCCCAUCAUCAUGAUAUUUUAUCUAGGUUAUAUGACAAAGAAAUAUAUUUAGAAACAAUGACUUAUAGUCAUAGUCAUGAAUCAAGUUCAGCAUCUAAUGGUCCAAAUAUGCCUUUUUGUAAUCCUAUAAAUACAGGUAACAUCAGUUUUCCCUGACAUGCCUAAUAAUAAUAACAAUAAUGAUAAUAACUUUGAAAACUCUGAUAUCAAACUGGAAUAUCCUGCAUUCAUUGUUCUUUUGAUCCAUCUUGUAUCGUACCAUUAUCACAUCAAUAUUUCAGUGUGACUAUUUAAUUUCACUAGCACUCUGUAGUUAAAAUGGGAUUUAA